CCAUAAAAUCCCUCGCCGAGUUCCCGUUUCCCAUCUCUGCCCUAGUCGUCCACAGCCUCCAAGAUCCAGGUGCACAGGGAUCCCCCGCCUCCAUUCACCAAGCAAAGGAAUUAUAUACAUCAGAAAUGGCAGUCACAUUGGCUAACGUUAACUCUGCUUCUGGCUUGAAAAAGCUCGAUGAAUACCUUCUCACUCGCAGUUAUAUAACUGGGUAUCAAGCUUCAAAGGACGAUAUUACAGUGCAUGCAGCCCUGUCUAAGGCCCCAUCGGCUGAAUAUGUGAACGCUUCCCGGUGGUACAAGCACAUUGAUGCUCUAUUGAGAAUCUCGGGUGUAUCUGGUGACGGAUGUGGAGUCAAAGUGGAGGGAUCUCUUCCCGUAGCAGACGAAACCAUUGCCACUCCUCCACCUGCUGACACAAAGGCCACAUCCGCUGAGGAUGAUGAUGAUGAUGAUGUGGAUUUAUUUGGUGAAGAGACUGAAGAAGAAAAGAAGGCUGCUGAAGAACGGGCAGCUGCCGUGAAGGCAUCUUCAAAGAAGAAAGAAUCUGGGAAGUCAUCUGUUUUGCUGGAUGUGAAGCCCUGGGAUGACGAGACAGACAUGAAGAAGCUUGAAGAAGCAGUGAGAGGGGUUCAGAUGGAAGGAUUGCAUUGGGGUGCAUCCAAACUUGCCCCCGUUGGGUACGGUAUCAAGAAGCUGCAAAUUAUGCUUACUAUAGUGGAUGACCUGGUCUCUGUUGACAGCCUCAUUGAGGAACAUCUCAUGAGCGAGCCAGUUAAUGAAUAUGUCCAGAGCUGUGACAUUGUGGCCUUCAAUAAAAUAUAAUCUGAGGUUUGGGUAGACUUGGACCGUCCUGCCAACGGCUGAGAAGUUUCUAGUGUUAAGAUAUCUUUAGUGCCACUUGCAUAUCUUGAGAUGUUUUACUUUCUAGAAGCCUCCCUGUUAUUUUUGUAGUGUUAUGUUUCGUCAAGUGUCGUUUUAUUUCAUUGUUGUUGCUGAUGAUUUGCAUGUAUUUGGCGUAUGUUUUCCAUUUAUUAUUCGGAGGUUUCAACUAUUGAGCGGGUACCAAAUUUUGGCUUUCGUUUUUCGGGUCAAAAUCUAGUGGCUUCACAGAUCCUUAGGAUUGUAUUGUUAUAUGAUAAAUGUGCUUGUUGAUGCAGAGACCUUAGGCCUGUGGCUUACAAUUAGAAAGAAAUUCCUAGCCUGAGUAUCGUAUUGUUUAAAAUAUUGCGUUGUGGGGGACAUUUAUUAAGUAAUGCAAUUGUUUCUAUCAGCGGAA
Messenger RNA from Neltuma alba, 1278 nucleotides. RefSeq names its product elongation factor 1-delta-like. Gene Ontology annotation, cellular component: cytosol; eukaryotic translation elongation factor 1 complex. NCBI's taxonomy places the organism in Eukaryota, Viridiplantae, Streptophyta, Magnoliopsida, Fabales, Fabaceae. Gene Ontology annotation, molecular function: guanyl-nucleotide exchange factor activity; translation elongation factor activity. Gene Ontology annotation, biological process: translational elongation. The record is from RefSeq and is a predicted model, not a curated record. The transcript is spliced from 8 exons. The coding region runs from base 126 to 824 and encodes 232 amino acids.